This is a messenger RNA of Puccinia triticina, 753 nucleotides long. RefSeq lists its product as uncharacterized. Lineage: Eukaryota; Fungi; Basidiomycota; Pucciniomycetes; Pucciniales; Pucciniaceae. The record is from RefSeq and is a predicted model, not a curated record. Bases 1 to 753 code for a protein of 250 amino acids. The transcript has 4 exons.
AUGGUUGAGUCGACUAGAGCAGCAGCAAAGAGCAACAUGAAGAACGCGAGUAAGACCUCGGCAACCAGUAAAGACAGACAGGAAGACCAAGUCGCUACAGGAGAUGGUAGAGGUGAUGUUGAGGCAACAGAAACCCUCACAGAUGCUAGAUACAAUAUAGCUCCAGGUACUGAACCUGUCGAUAAGAGCACGGGAGCUGAACUUGAUUUUGAGGAAGACGAUAUUGUCGAAUCCAACCUGAAGGGUCAUACGCCCGGGGGAGACGAAGCCAAAUUUGUUGACUUGAUAAGAGCCGUACCAAACCCAGACAAGUCAAACUCAGACGCGAAUUCAAUUCUCAUAGAGCAAGCGUUACAAGCAUUGAACGCAGGAAACGCAUCGGUAGCUUCGGUCUUGAUGAAAGCGGCGAAUGAGAUUAAGUCGACUAAAUCUAAGCUCUUUGGAUCCGAAAGUACGAUUGAAGAUACUCAAGAUGGGGGUCUAAUGUUGAACCUUCAAGCAAAUAAUUUCCAUAACGUAUCGAACCCGGCUCAUAAUCAGUCUCAAGGUUUUAACGGUCAAGGUCCUAGUCAAGCAGCGCAAGGAUCAUCAAAUAGUUUUAAUACGCAGCAAAACAAUCCUAUGAAUCAACAUGGGAAUAACCACGAAUCGAAGAAAAGAGCGAGAUCUGGUUAUAAGGGUUCUAAUUUUAUCCAAGGUUUUAACGAGAAGAGGGCGUCGUCUAACCCACCCCCGGCCUCUAUUCAGAAGUAG